Toxoplasma gondii ME49 is the source of this 7194-nucleotide messenger RNA. RefSeq names its product clathrin heavy chain, putative. Gene Ontology annotation, molecular function: clathrin light chain binding; structural molecule activity. Bases 1082 to 6277 code for a protein of 1731 amino acids. The record is from RefSeq and is a predicted model, not a curated record. The transcript has 16 exons. Gene Ontology annotation, cellular component: clathrin coat of trans-Golgi network vesicle; clathrin complex; clathrin coat of coated pit. Gene Ontology annotation, biological process: receptor-mediated endocytosis; intracellular protein transport. Lineage: Eukaryota; Apicomplexa; Conoidasida; Eucoccidiorida; Sarcocystidae.
GUUUACUUUGUCUUCGAGGUUUCUCGAGCUUCUCUCUCCUGUUCCGUUUUCCGUUCGUCCCCUUCCUGCGAGACAGUAUUCGGCUCAGCUUUCUGCCACCCCCCGGCAAUAUCAAAUCACAUCUGAAUUUCACUUGCACAUAUGUGCAAGCCGGCACCGCAAACGCUUGGUUUUCUCCGUUUUUUCGCCGGCUGCGCAACCUCGAGCCCGGCAGACGCUCUCCGUCCUCUCUGUCAUUUUCUUUCACGGGAAAUCCCGGAUCCGUUCAACAAAAGCCUCCGGCGUUCGUCUUGUCUGUCCCUCUCCCGCGCUUCCUGUGUCGGGGAACUCACUCCGUUUCCAGGUGUACGUACACCUGGAGUCUGCUGUCUCUCAGGUUUCCUGCUUCUGUUUCGCGUUUUCCCUGAGUUCGCCAAUUUCCUUUCUCGCUCCCUCCCCGGUUUUCUCCAUUUUUCUGUCCAAAGUGCGUCUCUACUUCGCUGUCUUGCUGCUGUCUGUCUCCCCGGAGUCACCCGUGAGAGAGAACGGUAACCCGUAGGAGCAGUGAGUCGAAAUUCCCCGUUUCCCGAUACCCGUCCUCCCCUCCUUCCACCCCAAAAAAGGUGGUCUUUUCUCCAAAGUCCCUCGUGCGUGCGAGAGAUUGCUCUCCUGCGUAGUAAAAGGGGCGUUCAACCCGCCCAGACAAAGCUUCGCACCGCGCCGUACGACUCCCGUCGUGCCUUUUCCUCUGCUUCCUUGAGGUGCCACUUCAGAGAAAGGAAUAUCGAUUUCUUCCUUCGAGAACUCCUGGCAAAUACGGGGUCUUGCCUCCACUCUCCCCGCGGAUCGAGUGAGGUCUGCCUCCACGACUCUCAUUCGGGUGUCUACAUCCGGCCGCUAAAUAGGCACUUCGACGUCGUUUCCUUUCGAGCGAGAGCAAGGACUCUCUGAGAAGCCUCGCCUGGCUUCGUCGGCAAUACACUGCGGCGCAAGAGGGACGCAUUGGUCUCCUCGUGAUCUUGUGUUUGUCUUAAAUCGCCCUGUGGAGGACUGACAGUGAAAUUCAAUCUCAGGAUCCCGUUCCCGAAAACUCUUCGGCACGAUGGCGCAACAAUUCCCCAUUCAACUCCACUCCGUGGUCAACCUGGCGGACCAGGGCGUGAGUGCGAGUUCCUUUCGCUUCGGCAACGUGGCGAUGCACGGCGACAAGAAUUUGGUUGUGAAGGACACGGAGACAAACGAGCUGUUCAUCUUCUCUCUGUCUGUUCGUGAGGUCCACGAAGGCCGCGUUUCGCCGUCGUCGCCAGGUUUCUCCUUCACCAAGAAGCCGACGCAGGCGGAGGCGGCGCUGAUGCAUCCGAGCGAGAAGGUGGUCGCCCUCAGAGCCAAGACCGAGGGCUCUGCUGGACACAUGAUUCAAGUGCUGAAUCUCGAAACGAAAGUCCGACUCGGCACCGCGCAAAUGAACGAGCCAGUCGUCUACUGGCGCUGGGUCGCGCCGACUCUCCUCGCCCUCGUCACCGACCGCGCCGUCUACCACUGGACUGUCGGAGAAAACGGCGAGACGACGGCCGAGCCGGAAAAAGUCUGCAGUCGUGAAGGCAGACUCGCGGACGCCGUCCAGAUCAUCUCCUACGCCGUCGACAAAGACCUCAAGUGGUGCAUCCUCACGGGAAUCUCCACGCAGGACGGGGGAAAGACGAUCGACGGGAGCAUGCAGCUGUAUUCGAUGGAACUGAAGAAGCAACAGCAGCUCGAGGGUCACGCUGCCUGCUUCAACAACAUCGUGAUCGACGAAGCUGUGGGACCGCAGCCCGUGAUCUGUUUCACCGAGAAGAAACGAGGCUCUCCGGACUUCAAGCUCCACAUCCGAGACAUCUACUCCUCCAGAGACGGCGGCCAAACUCCCCUGAGGCUUGCGGUCGACCUGAGGAUGCCGGAAGACGCGCCGACGGACUUUCCGCUGUCUAUCCACAUCAGCCAGAAAUUCGGUGUCGUCUACAUCGUCACCAAGGGGGGCUACUUGAUUCUUCUGGACGCCCUUACUGGAACAGAGCUGUUCCGACACCGCAUUCUCCAGGACGCCGUCUUCCUUGCGACAGAUUCUCCGCAGACGGGAGGCAUUUUGACGGUGAACAAGCGGGGACUGGUUUGCCUGUGCAACAUCAACCUGCAAGCGCUCAUUCCGUACAUCAACCAGGCCCUCGUCUACGUCCCGAAUCGCCAGCAGAUUGCCACCAGUCUGGCGAAAAGAUACGGUCUCCCGGGAGCAGAAGAAACUCUCAUGCAGGAGUUUAACCAACACUUUGCGUCGGGCAACUUCAAGACAGCCGCUCGGAUUGCGGCGACGCUGAAGAGCGGAGUGCUGCGGACUGCGCAAGUGAUUCAGCAGUUCAAGUCAGUGCCGACCCAGCCUGGGCAGACGUCCGCCAUCUUGGUCUACUUUUCGACUCUGCUCGAGUACGACAGUCUGAACGCAGUCGAGAGUCUGGAGCUGGUGCGGCCGGUCGCCGUUCAGGGCAGAAAGGACUUCGUGGAGAAAUGGCUUCGGGAGGGGAAGCUGGAGUGCACAGAGGAGCUGGGCGACGUUGUUCGGACGCUGGACGCGCAGCUCGCUGUGCGGGUCUAUCGGGAGGCGAAGGCGGGAGCGAAGGUGCUGCAGACGUUGACGGAGUUGGGGAACUUCGACGAGAUCAUCGCGUUCGCGAAGGAAACGAAGCUGGAAGCCGACUACGCCGGCUUGCUGAGGAACCUGGUGAACGUGCAUCCCGAGAACGCCGUGAAGUUUGCGCAGCAGCUGCUCUCGAGCGAACCGCCGCUCGCGGACGUGACGCAGGUGUCUGAGGUACUGCUGCAGCAACACAAGUAUCAGGAAUUCACUUCGCUGAUGCUCGACUUUUUGAAGGGGAACAAGCCGGAGCAAGGGCCGCUGCAGACGCGGCUGCUCGAGGUGAAUCUCUUGCACUCGCCGCAAGUGGCGGAGACGAUCUUCCAAAUGGAGAUGCUCACGCACUUUGACCGCGCAAAGAUCGCUGCACUCUGCGAGAAGGUUGGGCUCUCGCAGCGCGCCCUGGAGCUCUACACGGACAUUGCAGACAUCAAACGCGUCAUGCUCCAGUCCGGCGGGAAGAUCAGUCAGGAGUUCACGCAGCAGUUCUUCGGGAACCUGCCGCCGGACGCCAGCCUCGAAAUCCUCACUGACAUGCUGCGGAGCUCGUCGCAGAACCUCCAAGCCGUCGUCGCCGUCGCCAUCAAGUUCCACGGACAAAUCGGCACGACGAAGCUUGUGGAAAUGUUCGAAAAGUUCAGCAGCUACGAGGGCGUCUUCUACUUCCUCGGUUCCAUCCUCGCCUUCUCCUCAGACCCAGAAGUCCACUUCAAGUACAUCGAGGCAGCCGCGAAACUGAACCACACGCAAGAGGUCGAACGCGUCUGCAGGGAAAGCAAGUGCUACGAGCCACAAAGAGUCAAGGAGUUCCUCAAGCAAGUGAAGCUUCCGGAUCCGCGGCCGCUGAUUUACGUCUGUGACUUGCACGGCUACGUCACGGAGCUCGCAGAGUAUUUGUUCAAGAACUCGCUUCUGAAGUACAUCGAGGUGUACGUAUCUCGCGUGAACUCUGCAAACGCGCCGCUUGUGAUCGGCACUUUGAUCGACCAAGACGCGGCGGAAGACUUCAUCAGAAACCUUCUGCAGAGCGUCCGCGGCGGCUGCUCGGCUCAACAGCUCGUCGAGGAGUUCGAGAAAAGAAAUCGCCUCCGUCUUCUUCUUCAGUGGCUGGAGGCGCGCGUCGCAGAAGGCAAUCAAGAACCGGCCGUCCACAAUGCUCUCGCAAAAAUCUACAUCGACACAAACAGAGACGCGGAGAGUUUCUUGAAGACGAAUGCGUACUACGACUCGCUGGUCGUGGGCAAGUACUGCGAAGAACGCGACCCCCAUUUAGCCUUCACCGCGUACAAACGCGCGUGGGGUGCUUGCGACGAACAGCUCGUGGAACUGACAAAUAAGAACGGACUCUUCAGACUGCAGGCGAGAUACCUUGUCGAGCGCCAGGCCCCGGAGUUGUGGGCGUAUGUGUUGCGUGAGGAGAAUCCUCACCGUCGCCAGGCUAUCGACCAGGUUGUGUCUUCUGCCCUUCCCGAGUCGUCCUCUGCAGACGAAGUUUCUGCAGCAGUGAAUGCGUUCAUCAACGCGCAGUUACCCCACGAGUUGAUCGAACUGCUCGAGAAAAUUGUGCUCCACAACAGCGACUUUAGCAACAACAAGAACCUGCAGAAUCUCCUCAUCUUGACUGCGAUGAAGGCGGACAGCAGCCGAAUCAUCGACUACGUCAACCGCCUUCACAACUACGACGGAGCUGCCAUUGCCCAGGUGGCGAUGGAGUAUGGGCUUCGAGAGGAGGCGUUCACGAUUUACAAGAGGUUCGGACUGUUCGGGGAGGCUGCAGACACUCUGCUGAAGUCGGCAGAAGAGGGCAGCGAGGCCGACUUGGAGAGGGCCGUCGAGUUCGCGCAGCGCUGCAACGAGGCGGAUGUGUGGAGGAAGCUGGGGCGCGCGCAGCUGAGGCAGAAGCGGGUGCGAGACGCGAUCGAGAGUUUCCUGAAGGCCGGCGACGGCGACGUGUACAAAGAAGUGGUGGAGGCGGCGGCUGCAGAGGACGCGUACGACGCGCUGGUCGACUUCCUCCUCAUGGCGAGAAAGAAGAUCACUGUGAAGGACCAAGUCAUCGACUCGGAACUCGUCUACGCGUACGCGAAAACCGACAGACUGGAGGAAAUGGACGCCUUUCUCAGUGGAACAAACACCGCGAACGUGCAGGCGGUCGGAGACCGGCUCUUCGCUGAACAGCGCUACAAGGCUGCCAAGCUUUUGUACGCGUCACUGCCGAACUACGCGAAGCUGGCGAGUUGCUUCGUUCGCUUGGAGGACUUCGCGGCUUCGGUGGACGCAGCGCGGAAGGCGAAGAAUCCGAAAACGUGGAAGGAAGUUGCGUUCGCGGCCCUCAGCAAAGGAGAACUCAAAUGUGCGCAUGCAGCCGCUCUCAGUCUCAUCGUCCACCCCGACCACCUGGACAGUCUGAUCGAACGCUACGAACAACUGUGCCUGUUCAAGGAACUGAUUGAGCUCCUGGAGCAAGGUUUGCAGGGAGAGCGUACGCACGUCGGCUUGUACACGGAGUUGGGUGUCCUCUACGCGACCUACGAGAGCAGCAAGCUGAUGGACUACAUUCGCCAGCACAGCGGGAAAGUGAACAUUCCCCGGUUGAUCCGCGCCUGCGAGCGGCAAAGCCUGUGGAAAGAGGCGGUGUAUCUACACAUGAACUACGACGAAUACGAACAAGCAGCGAACUGCCUCAUCAUGCACCCUGCAGCUUGGUCGCACGAACUCUUCGUCCAGAUUCUGCAAAAGGUCUCGAACAGCGAUGUGUUCUACCGAGCCAUCAGCUUCUACCUCGAGUACCAUCCCCUGCAACUCUGUCUGCUUCUGAAGUCUCUGGACAAGAAGCUCGACCACUCGCGGGUCGUGCAGCAUGUGCGAAAGGCCGGCCAUCUCGCCGUGGUCGAGAAGUACUUGCGCGAGACGCAGCACCUGAACAUCACCGCAGUCAACGAAGCCGUCAACGAGCUCCUCGUGGAGGGUGAAGAUGUAGACGGACUCCGAGAAAGCAUUCUCGAGUACGACAACUUCGACCAACUUGCUCUCGCCCAGACGCUCGAAAACCACCCCAGAGUCGAAAUGCGCCGAUUGGCCGCUCUGCUCUUCAAGAAAAACAGAAAAUUCAAACAAGCCAUUGAACUCUCCAAACGCGAUCGACAAUACCAGGACGCCAUCGACGCUGCGCGCGACUCGGGCAACACCCAACUUGUCGGAGAUCUUCUGAGAUUUUUCCUCGCCGACUUGGAGGAUCCAGCAGGCUUCGCGGCGUGUCUGUACACCUGCUAUCCUCUCGUCAAGCCUGACGUCGCACUCGAGCUGGCUUGGCGCCACAAAUGCAUGGACUACUGCAUGCCGUUCCUCAUCCAGGUGGUGCGGGAGGUGACGACGCGAGUGGACGCUCUGGACAAGAAGGAAGAAACUCGAGAGAAGGAAGAAGAAAAACAGAAAAAUGCUCCCAAUGACUAUGUGCCUGACUACACGAUGCCACCGACAGGUUCUCCACUGUUGCCUGGCAUGGGCGGACUCGCCCUCAUGCCGCCGUCGUACACUCCGCAGUCGAAUGCCUUUCCUCCAACGCUGGGGGCCUCUGGAAUGAUGGGAUCUGCUCCUGCCAAUCUCGGACAGUCUUUCGCUCCCUUUUAAACUACUGAACUCCUCGGGAGACAGAUUUCUUCUCUCAAACACAGCCUUACACACACAUCUCUAUACAUACAUAUAUAAAUAUAUAUAUAUAUAUAUAUAUAAAGAGAGAGAUAUGUAUGUGUAUAUAUGUAUGUACAUGCAUUUAUGUCUUGAUGUAAGUAUGUAUACCUGCCUGUGCACGUGGAGGGGGUAUGUGGUGUGCUCGGAGAUUUGGGGGGAUUUACUUUCUGGACGUAGCUCCUGUUUUGUGUGUAGCUGUCUUGGAUGCUGCGUUUGUGAGGAGUUCCAGUUUUGACUUGUUACCGGGGAAGGCGACGGCGUUUUUGCGAUGAAAGCACUCGUAUAUUUGUUCUGCGGUAGAGGCGCGAAGAGCAGCUGUUUUCAAGAGCGAGGACAGAAUCGCUUGUCCUCACCGGAACUCGCAGACGCGAGAGAAACAGUUUCUCUGUCUGCUCUCUCGUGUCUCCCCCCUGCACUUGAUCCUCAGUUUCGAGCGUCUCCACAUAUCGUGUGUGGGGUGUGGAACUACGGUGUGUGUCGGGGGGCAUGUCGGCGUCAGUGAGCAGAGAACAGAGAAGCGCGUCUGUGGGCGGCUAAACAAAGAGCAUGUAAAACGCGCGUCGGCUGCAGUCUCACCGGAAAAGGGGACUACCGUCGGAGGUGCGCAUCUUUUUCCAGCAGCAGCUCCCGCGGCCAAUAAAAAGUGAUGUUUUUUCUGAGGAGAAGCGAAACGUUUUGGGCGGCGCCGAAGCUCCCUGCGCGACAGUUAACUGCCGGACUUGCCUUCAAGCUGUAGUCCGGAUUCGCAGCGGUAGAACCGUAGCACAAUGAGUUUUUCACACUGUUUUCAACUGUUUUCGAUUCAAUUCUGUUCACGACCCCAGGCUGAAGCCUCUGCACCCCAUUCUGGCGAGAAG